UAUAUGGGAGAUUAAACAUGCAAUUUUGUUAAAGGAUAAAUAUAAUAUCCUGAUAUUUGUGUUAUUUUCUUUGAGUUUAGUUUACAUUGAGUAGAAAACAUGGAGUGGUAUUUCUCUGCUUUUUGGAUGUAUAUGCAAAUAUAUAUUGAAUUGGGAUGGGCAUGUCCAUUAAGUUCUCCUAGAAUAUUCAGAAGGGAAAAUUCUCCUGUAAAACUUACCUUGGCGACAUCUGUAAACCCUCAAGGAUUGGUUAACUACCAAGUUUUUAAGGACGGCAGGAAUUUAAUGACCAUUGCAAUCUAUAACGGCGAGGUUAUGGAUCAAGAUGAAUGCGUGCUUGCAGACUGUACGUUUACAGGAAAUGCUGCCAACGGUGACUUUUCAAUCACUCUUUCUAAUGUACAGAGAGCGUCAGCAGGAACCUAUAAACUCAUGGCUGUCAUAACCAACGAUGAAAAGGCUUGCACGACACUUUAUGUACUAGGAUCACCAAACCAGCCUACAGUUUCGUCAACCAAGAUCCCUUCCGUCGGGGAGAAUGUCAUUGUCACCUGCAGAAGUUCCUCCACAACCACACCGCCAAACCACGGGCUUAGUUUGUCAUACGAAUGGACAAUUAAUGGCCAGACAAACCCAGCAUCCGCGCGUUACACAUAUUCCACAUCCAGACACCAACUCACUAUCUCCAAUGUGCAGAAGACGGACAGCACCACUGUAUUACAAUGUUCGGCAACUGAAGUUGUUACAAACGGAUACACUUCGCCCGAGAGCUUGGGAUUUACAUUCAACGUUCUGUAUGGCCCGGACAGACCACUUUUAAACGUUGCUUCCCCGUUGACUGUGUGGGAAGGGGAAGUAGUCCAAAGCUUCGAGUGUACUUCCGACUGUUGGCCUGGAUGUAAUCAGAAGUGGAUGAACGCUGCAAAUGUUACAAUACAGCAUAAUGGCACACUUGCACUUGGAACAGGUACCAGGGACGAAACUGGACUAUAUGUAUGCGUCUCAGAAAACAACGCCACAGAAUACAAGAAAAGGAACGAGACGUCUUUGAUGUUGAUUGUCGAAUAUGCUCCUGAUGUGGUAAUUAGCCAGUCGACUACUAUAUGGACUGAAAACAACCCGCUUAAUAUUCGCUGCAAGGCAACAGGUGUGCCAGCUGUGUACAACUACACGGGCUUUGUGCAGCUUGUUGGUGAUGUCGUGAUCUCAAAUAGUCACGCGGAAAGCCCUGGGGUUAGGGAUACUAUAUCUGUCAACAUCCCAUCCCUCCAACUUCAAGAUACCGGGAUUUAUACUUGCAACGUUCAUAAUGGGAUCAUUGGUGUCAACAAACAACUCAUUCAGACAGCAUCGAAAAGGAUCACUGUCCGAGCAUCUCCAAAGUUUUUUGUGAAAGAAACAAACUUCGCCGGAGAACCAUCACGAAACAUCAUCGUAACCAUUCCCUUUGUUAGCGUUCCUGAAUACACCACCUACACUGUGAUACGAAAAGGUGGAAAACCAGUUUCGACGAAUGGAAAAUAUACUUUACAAAUUAAGAAAGACUUUGUUAAUGCUUUGUUCUACGGAAAACAAGUCACGCUGACUGGAAACGUUUUAAAAAUGAUUAUCACCGACUUGUCCGAAGAAGAGUUUGGGAUAUACAACAUACAGAUUACCAAUAGUAUAGAUACAUCGAAUUUCAGCAUCCAUGUUACGGCUGCAAGUAUGGAUUUGUUUUUAACAUAUUUAUAGUGAAGUAGUGUCGAUGCUGUGUUCAUAUUAAAGUCGUUUAUA
Messenger RNA from Mya arenaria, 1776 nucleotides. RefSeq names its product pregnancy-specific beta-1-glycoprotein 2-like. The record is from RefSeq and is a predicted model, not a curated record. The coding region runs from base 100 to 1734 and encodes 544 amino acids. The transcript is spliced from 6 exons. NCBI's taxonomy places the organism in Eukaryota, Metazoa, Mollusca, Bivalvia, Myida, Myidae.